AUGGAAUUUGAAACACAAAGAAAUUGCUCAGUCAACGACUUCGAACUCUUAAAAGUAAUUGGAAAAGGCCGAUAUGGAAAAGUCCUUUUAGUCAAGAAAAUAAUAACAGGCGAAUUAUUUGCAAUGAAGAUUCUAAAAAAAAAAUAUAUCGCAGAAUGCAGACAAAUCGAGCAUACAAGAACAGAACGAAAAAUUCUUGCAAGUGUCGACCAUCCGUAUAUUGUAAAAUUCUUCUACGCUUUUCAAAGUAACGAAAGGCUUUAUUUAAUCCUUGAAUAUUGUUCGGGUGGUGAAUUGUUUUUCCAUCUUAACCGAGCUCGUCGUUUUGAUGAGCAAAGAGUUAAAUUUUAUAGUGCUUGUCUUGUCCUUGCGAUUGAACAUUUACACAGCAAAAAUAUCAUUUAUAGAGAGUAAUUCUUAUGUAGCUUGAAGCCGGAAAACGUUUUAAUUGAUGAAGAUGGGUUCCCUAAAAUCACUGAUUUCGGCUUGUCAAAAGAAAAUUGUACUGAUGGAAGAUCUGCAAGAAGCUUCUGCGGAACUGCUGAGUAUUUGGCACCAGAAGUGAUAAUUAAGCAAGGGUAUGGAAAAGCUGUUGAUUGGUGGUCACUUGGAUGCAUAAUAUAUGAAAUGUUGAUUGGGCUGCCUCCAUUUUAUCAUGAGAACAAAAAGUAUGUAUACAUGAAAAUCCUUUCAGAGGAGCCACUUUUGCCUGAUUUUUUGUCACUUCCAGUAAAGAAUUUGUUGACUAGCUUGCUUCAUAAAGAUCCGAAUCGAAGACUAGGGGCUAGAGGGGCUGAAGAAAUUAAAACAAACAUUUGGUUCUUUGAUGUUGACUGGGCCGCUUUAGGAGCAAAAAGAGUCAUGCCUUCUUUUGUUCCUAAUAUUUCUGACCCUGCCAAUAGUCGAUAUUUCAGUGAAGAAUUCACUAGCUCAGCUAUAAGCGCUGCAUCACCUAAUUCAUUAUCACCAAGAAACUCCAGUCCAACUUAUGACGGGUUUUCAUAUUCCUGUAGUCCUUCAGAGUCCAAAUGUGUUUUUGACAAUGAAUUCACAAUAAGAGAGGAAGAAGGACAGCCAAUUGUUUAA
Blepharisma stoltei is the source of this 1086-nucleotide messenger RNA. The record is from the annotation of a GenBank genome assembly. Lineage: Eukaryota; Ciliophora; Heterotrichea; Heterotrichida; Blepharismidae.